This is a messenger RNA of Hemiscyllium ocellatum (epaulette shark), 6963 nucleotides long. RefSeq names its product bone morphogenetic protein 6 (gene bmp6). NCBI's taxonomy places the organism in Eukaryota, Metazoa, Chordata, Chondrichthyes, Orectolobiformes, Hemiscylliidae. The transcript has 7 exons. Gene Ontology annotation, biological process: SMAD protein signal transduction. The record is from RefSeq and is a predicted model, not a curated record. Gene Ontology annotation, cellular component: extracellular region. Bases 211 to 1542 code for a protein of 443 amino acids. Gene Ontology annotation, molecular function: growth factor activity; cytokine activity.
UGUGAGGUUCCAAUCGUUCAUUCACAAGAUUUGAGGAGUAGGGAUCGUGUGUAAGAGAGCGCGCGCCGUACACGAGCUCACUGGAGAGCUACAACCUUGGAGCUCGUGUCUAUUUAUUUAUUAUAUAUGUAAACCAUAUUUAUAUUCAAUACAAAAGCUUUGUUUUUAUUUCUGCCCCUGUAUCAAAGUUUUGCAUUCUAUCGGUUCACUAUGCGUUGGACAAUGGGAGCAUUUUCAAUGGAGCAGGGAGUGGGAUUGCUGUGGAGUGGCUGUUUGCUGCUGGAGUGGCUGGCGGUGGCGGGAGCAGCGGGCAGCCUGCUGCUGGACACUGGCGACAUGCACUCGAGCUUCGUACACCGGCGCCUGAAGCAGCACGAGAAGAGGGACAUGCAGCGGGAGAUCCUCUCCAUCCUGGGGCUGCCCCACCGGCCACGGCCGCAUUCACACGGCAAGCAGGACUCGGCGCCGCUCUUUAUGCUCGACCUGUACAACGCCAUGUCCAGUGGCGGCAGCGGCGGCGAAGAGGAGGAGGAAGAGGAGGACGGCGAGGGCUUCUCGCACCGCUACAGAGCCGUGUUCACUACGCAGAGCCCGCCGCUGGCCAGCUUGCAGGACAGCACCUUCCUCAACCAGGCCGACAUGGUCAUGAGCUUUGUGAACUUGGUUGAACAUGAAAAGGGCUUUGCACUCUACCAACCACAUCACCAAGAGUACAAAUUUAACCUGUCCCAAAUUCCAGAAGGAGAGGCUGUCACUGCAGCAGAAUUUCGGAUUUACAAGGAGUGGGUGAGAAGGCAUUUCGAAAAUGAAACCUUUCAAAUCAGCAUCUACCAGGUGCUCCAUGAGAAUGUCAACAGUGAUACAGAUCUGCUCUUGUUGGACACUCGGACCGUUUGGGCCUCUGAAGAAGGCUGGCAGGUUUUUGACAUCACUGCGACCAGCAAUCUGUGGGUGAUGAGUCCACAGCACAACCUUGGGCUCCAGCUUCAUGUGCAGACCAUUGAUGGACAAGGUAUCAACCCCAAAAUGGCAGGUCUGAUUGGGCAACAUGGGCCUCAUGACAAGCAGCCCUUUAUGGUGGCUUUCUUCAAAGUCAGUGAGGUGCACAUUCGGACAACACGAUCAGUUACAAGCAAGCGCAAGCACCAUGGCCGCACCAAAUCUACAUCCGUUCAAGAGUCGCCCAGAGCAGCAAGUUUAACUGAAUACAACACCAGUGAUCAGCGACAAGCUUGCAAAAAGCAUGAACUGUAUGUGAGUUUUCGAGACUUGGGAUGGCAGGACUGGAUAAUAGCACCUGAAGGUUAUGCAGCAUAUUACUGUGAUGGAGAGUGCUCAUUUCCUCUUAAUGCACAUAUGAAUGCAACAAACCAUGCGAUCGUACAAACACUGGUCCACCUCAUGAACCCAGACUACAUUCCCAAGCCCUGCUGUGCUCCCACUAAGCUGAACGCAAUUUCAGUCCUCUUCUUCGAUGACAGCUCAAACGUUAUAUUGAAAAAAUACAGGAACAUGGUGGUCAGAGCAUGUGGCUGUCAUUAAAAGGACAAGAAAGUUCAUCUUGACCUGAAACUACUGGAGAGUAACUAUAUCCUGAGUGCAUAGUGAUAUACAUCCUGGAGCAAUACCUCUGUAAAUAAUGUUUACAAUUUUUUUAAAAAGUUUCUACUUAAAAAGGCUUUUGUAAUAUAUUUUGUACAAAGUUUUCAUAAGAAAUGUAAUUUAUUUGUUUUGGGGUUUUUAUGGUAACUGUGUUUUUAACUAGGGGCUGUAAUGAUGAUGCUAGCAGCCACUAGGCUUUAAGAUGGUAGAAGACCAGGUGAGAGAUUCUGGAGACACUUCAGUUACAGUUUUACAGUUUCAAAUUUGAGCAUUAUGAAAAGCUGCAAGACCACUUCAUCACAGCCCCUGGUUCAGGCACACCAUGCACAUUACUUUUAUGAAACGCACUCUGGACAAUCAUUUUUAAGAAAUGUUUAUUAGAAAUUGCCAAGUAGUGUAAACUAUUGACAUAAUCCCACAUUUGUUUAAUGAUUCUUUUUAUACAAAAAUCUAAGUGCCAACCACACACACACUUACUGCUCCCUUGCCUCUCUUAAAGAACAAUUCAUUCUCCAUACAUACAUGCUAACAAUAAAUGAUGUUAAAGUCGUGGGUUUUUUUUGUGCAGUUUGCUCACACAAUAUACAGUUUGGCAUCUUGGGGCUACACUCAUUAUUUUUUUCCAAGAAUUACCUUGCCAAUGGCAACCAGCUUGAAUGCCUUUGGCAUGUUUGAUGCAUUCAUUAAAUUUGAAAUUCUUCAACUUUAACUUUUCAUUUUAUGCUAAGUUUUGCGCUCUCAUUCACUUCUCUAGUGUCCAGUUCUUUUAAAAUAAAUUCAAUAAAAAGCAGUGUGUUUCUGGAACUAUUUACCACAUAAAUUAAAGCUCAAAAGGGGGAUAUAGCAUGUUACCAUAUUAUGUGAUAACUGCCACAUUUACCCAGUUUUGUUCACAAGGGAUUUAAUUGCUGUUGCUUUUUGAGGGGAAAAACAAUCCCUACAUGGAUACUGCCCAUACUCUUGUUUUUUUACACCAGUAUGUGUUGUCUCAGUCUUUCACACUCUACAAAUGUUAUCAAUCACUCAUUAUAAACUGGCUUGGCUUCCUUCUUAUUAACUUGUGCAGAUGAAUGUGGCUUGAAGAUGCACUGAGGUAUUCGUGUUUAGUUUUCUCCCCACAGUACUGUAAUUAUUAACCAGGUACACUUGAUAGCCGGUGAUUGUCUGAUAACAACACAUGAAUCACAUCCAUUUGAGUUUUAAAAGAUGGCUAAUAGGGGUGAUAAACAAGCAAGAUCUCACCACUCACUACCACAUACUUAGAAGGCACCACUAUAUGAUGAAAGCGAAGUCAACUUCUUCAUCUAGAAGGCUGGUAAGUUGGCAAUAACCUUUAUGGAAUACGUUGAUGACCAUGAAGAAGUUUACACAUCAAAAAAACACAAACUUGUAAACAGUGACACGAGGUGGUGGCUGGACAAAAAGGACAUGUUUUACAGUUCGUCCCUGGCUUGCUGUAGGAUGUAGUUGUGAAGAGCUUCCAAAUCUCUCGCUCCAUUGUAUUCACUUUGCUGCUGUCCACCACGGAACAGCAGCAAUGUUGGAUAACCACGGACCUUAAAAUAAAAACACACUUUAGUUUUCUUUUUCCCUUUUAUACAUCUACCCACAAUAAGAGUGCCUGUACCCAAUACAAAUACACCACUGGGAACCACUUGCACAUGUGCAAUUGUAUCUGUGACAUCAGGUCAGCUCUCUUUUGCCCAUUUAAACUUUUAACUCAAUCCUUUUAAGGCCACAAACCCAACUAGAGGAGGAAAAAUAACCUUCUAGUCGAUCUAUUUUCUGGGGAAGGAAAUCUUGAAAGUUUGAAGUCUUACCCUUUAAUAAAGUGUACUGAUUAAAAAUAAUACUAGAUAUUAGAAGAAAGUUCCAUUAGACUGGCUUCUGAUCUGAGAGAAUAUCAGGGGGUACCUUCAUCAAUUUUACCUUCCGCUCAACUGUUUACUCAGCCAUGAGAUUACUGGGCUGGCCUGGGGGAGGAGGAAGUCAAGUGCUAGAGGUACAGAGUCAUGGUAGACUAACACACUCAUCCUCUGCAAAUGGUGUAUGUUUACACAAAAAGGGUAUUUCUAAUCUACAAUCUUACCACCCCCACAUUAAAUGUAUCCCUUGUCUCAUCGGUCAAUUAAAAAUUUGUAAACAGACUCUGAUUUUUGUUCAAUUGAUGCACUAAGUGAUCAGAAUCCUGGGCCGAAUGUGAAAUUAAAAUCAGACAGAGACAGAGACAGUCUCUAAAUGGGCUGAAGACCUUGAGUGGAAAUCAAGCUAUAGAGUAGUAGAUGUAUAAACCAUGAAUGUUAAACUCUAUCCUAUGCUUUAAAACAAUAGGAAACUACUGGUGCCUACUGCCUGUACAAUACUUGUGUUAUUUUCUAACUGUCUAUUUUCUCUACAAGUGGCAUGCUUGAAUUAGUUGUUGUCAGUUGCGAUGCAUUCAAUGUUUGCUUCUCAUCUUGUUCUGAUCCUAAAUUAUUAUUGCCUUAUUACCUAUUUCUAUAAAUGAGCCACUGCUAUUUGAGUGUGUGUUCUAUUUCCCUUCAAUUUAUUGUUGAAUUUAAUUGUAUGGAAUAUAAUGCUAUUUCCCAAUUUCUCAGCAGGACUGAAGCGUCAUAUCCCUGAUAUGAUCUAAUCUGUGAAAUUUAAGUAUCUGGAAUUAAAAACUACAUCCCAGUACCUGUAACCUGGUGAGAUGUACCUUACCAAUUUGUUGUCUUGCUUAUAGCCAUCGUGCAAUCACUUUUGCUUUUUCAACCUUUGACUUUCUUUUUAACCUGCUACGCCAUUGAGAAUUUUUUCCACUAUAUUUUUAGUUUUUAACCAUUUCCCCAAAUCAUAGAUGACAACAACAUUGUUGGGAACCACAUUUGGAACAUUUAAGACUUUCACUAUCUACAGAGGAACCUCGAUUAGCUGAGGAACACAGGAGAGAGGAAUAUUUCGGAUAACUGAAUGGUGGAUAACACAGUUUAGCCAAGCAUCGGGACCCUUUCAAUCUUGCUGGAUAAUCCAAAAUUCGGAUAAUCAAGGUUCCUCUGUAAUCGGUGAUACCCUAAUCUAAGGCAAAUUAGAAUUUGAUAUUUUUUAUUUCAUACUCCAGUCCUAAUCACUUGUAUUUAACAAGCUCAUUAAUCCUUGCUGUCUGUAGAAGAGAAGUUCAAUGAAAGCUAAGUCAUUGAACAUAUUUUAGUAUUGAGUUAAGACAGUUUUUUGACCCACAAGUAUUUAAUUCAACUUAAUGGAGGGCCCUAACACUCAAUUUAAGAAUUUAUGGUGCUGGGGAAGAGGCAAGUGUUGUUAAGGCUCUAAUUAGAUUAUCCAUUUUCAUCUUAUGGCUCAGGAAAAUGAAUAGCUUAAAAACCAGAUCUAUUACAAACCAGUCUUUUUGAAAUAAAAUAAGGAAACAAAUCUUUGUAGAAGAUAGGGCAGAAAACUAGGGCUGCCUUUCUCAAAAGGCAAUUGAUUCAAGAUCAAGACCAGCCAUGAUCUCACUGGUAAAACACAUAUGGGCCUAAAUGUUGUCACCAUAGUCUUACAGACCAUAUGGGCCGCUCUCUCAUUAGAGCGAAGUAACUGGUGGUGAUUUAACCUGAGGGCCACCGGAGGGAGGAGGUUAAGUAGCAGUGUCCUUCAUGGUAACAUCAAACCAGUGAAGGGAAUAGAACCCAUGCUGUUGGCAGUCACAUUGCUCUGUAAAAUCAACAAUCCAGCCAACUGAGCUAAACCAUUUCCCUGGGCCUAAAUAGCUUCCUCCUGGCCCUACAGCUGUCUUAGAUCAAUCAUAAAACGUACAAACUGACACUGACAUUAUGGCAUCUGCUGCCAAGAACAUAGUCUUUGUCUUAACUCCCAGUGCAUCUCAGAUUAUCUCUUGGUAGUUAUGUUCAUAAGCAAAGGAAUCCUCGUUUACAACUUCAAUCUAGGAACGCAUACUGGAAAUGGAGACCCUUUGUGAUCAGAACUAGAUAACAUCUAUUGUCACGAUUCACACAAAUGCCACUUUGACUCGAGUGUGAGCAAUGCUGCUGAAACUAUAUCCUAGCGUGGUUGAUACUUCAGAAAGAAAGUGAAAACAGUAACUGCCUUCUUGAUUAUCUCUUUCACUAGUACCCUGCUCAUUUCAAGCAGGCAAAAUGAUAUUCGAGAAAGGAAAAAAUAGUGAAUAAUUUAAGGCCCCCAAUUUCGUGUUGAAUUAAAAAUGUUUGCUUGACUACAUAAAAUGAAGCUGGUUCUCUUUUGCUUCAUCAGAUUUUAUAGUAAUUGUCAAGAUAGCAUGGAGCACAGGCUGACUGAGGUAUCACUACCCUUUAUUUAGUAAGAUGCUCUUAUAGGAUUUAUGAUUAAACAGACGUUUCUGUGAUCUUUUCUUUAAAUAUUAGAAACUGAGUAGUGUAUAAUAUCUGGAGAAUUAACUGAUAUCCCAAUGUUACCCAGAACUACUGCACUUUCACCAAAAUAACUUUCUCCUGUCCACUUAAACAGUUUCCACCUUGAACACCACCAUAACCAACAGUACAACACUAACAAAUUGGCACAAAAGUAAGUGUCUCUAUUGGCUUAAUAAAUAAUUAUAGAACAAGACCUCCCUGACAGAGGCAAAGCACUAAGACAGCUUGCAAACAAGUUAUUUUUCAGGGAUGUUUUGGGUUCUAGAUGGAUAUAUUCUAGUUUUUAAAAGCCCUCUCUGCACUAACUCCCCAAAUGGGCAAUACAACAUUCUCCUGCCUUUCCAUUGUAACUACUCAUUCUCUCUUUUUAGUUAAGGCUAAUUCCUUUCUGAAUGCAUCAGUUGGACUUGUUUCCAAGACUCUUAGCCAGUGCAUUUCACACCUUACCCAUUCACUGCAUGAGAAAAGUCUUUGUCAUUUUGCUUAUUUUGUCAUUUACUUUAAAUAUUCAUGAUCCAUUCAUGAGUAGGAAUAGUGAAUUCUGUACAGGCCCCUCAUGAUUUUUGAAUGUGUCUAUCAAAUUUCCUCUAUCUUCUCUCAGGAAAAUAGUCCGAACUUCAAUCCAACUUCACAUCUGAGGUUUCUCACUCCUGGAACCAAAACUUUCACAAGGAGGAAGAUGACCGGGAAGAGGGCUGUCAACUUAUAAUAUUGUCCAUAUAGUUUCAAACCAAAAAGCAUUGAUUCACUCCCUACUUAUGAGUAGCAAUUAACAAUUCAAUGGCAGCCUGUACUAGACCUGAUGUUUUAUAUGCAAUAGACUAUCAGUGAGCAGGUCUUACUGAUGGAUAGUCUUCAUGGCACUGAACAGUAUCCUCAACCAGUGUAUGAAAGUUAGCCUUGACUAGCUUGUAUUUUACAGCAUUUGCUAAUGUAUCUCAAAAUCAAAUAAAGCUUGUAAUGUUUUCCAAAA